CGGGCGGCCGCCGCCAUGGCGGCCCCGGAGCCGGCGCGGCGGGGCCGGGAGCGGGAGGACGAGAGCGAGGACGAGAGUGAGAUCCUAGAAGAGAGUCCGUGCGGCCGCUGGCAGAAGCGCCGGGAGCAGGUCAAUCAGGGCAACAUGCCAGGGAUCCAGAGCACUUUCCUAGCCAUGGACACAGAGGAAGGUGUGGAGGUUGUGUGGAAUGAGCUGCACUUCACGGACAGGAAGGCCUUCAAGGCCCAUGAGGAGAAGAUCCAGACCAUGUUUGAACAACUGGUGCUCGUGGACCAUCCCAACAUUGUCAAGCUGCACAAAUACUGGCUGGACACCCCAGAAUCCAAGGCCCGGGUGAUCUUCAUCACUGAGUACGUCUCCUCAGGCAGCCUCAAGCAGUUUUUGAAGAAGACAAAAAAAAACCAUAAGGCCAUGAACGCCCGGGCCUGGAAACGCUGGUGUACGCAGAUUUUGUCUGCUCUCAGCUUUCUUCACUCUUGCAACCCUCCCAUCAUUCAUGGCAACUUGACCAGUGACACCAUCUUCAUCCAGCACAAUGGCCUAAUCAAGAUUGGUUCUGUCUGGCAUAGGGUGUUCUCCAAUGCAAUUCCAGAUGAUCUCCGUAGCCCCAUUCGCAUUGAGCGAGAGGAACAGCGAAACUUGCAUUUUUUCCCCCCAGAGUAUGGCCAGGUUGCUGACGGGACAGCUGUGGACAUCUUUUCAUUCGGGAUGUGUGCACUGGAGAUGGCUGUGCUAGAGAUCCAGUCCAAUGGGGAUACCCGGGUGACUGAAGAGGCCAUCGCCCGUGCCCGACACUCACUGAGUGACCCUAAUAUGCGGGAGUUCAUCCUGUCGUGCCUUGUCUUGGACCCAGCCUGCCGACCUUCUGCUCACAACCUUCUCUUCCACCGAGUGCUCUUUGAAGUUCACUCACUGAAGCUCUUGGCAGCUCAUUGUUUCAUCCAGCACCAAUAUCUGAUGCCAGAAAAUGUGGUAGAGGAAAAGACUAAGGUGAUUGACCUCAAUUUGGUAAUGGCUGAGAUUCAUCGGACUGGCCGGCCAAGGGUUCAGUGGCGGUACUCUGAGGUCUCAUUCUUAGAGCUGGACAAGUUCCUGGAAGACGUCAGGAACGGAAUCUACCCACUCAUGAACUUUGCUGCCUCCCGGCCCCUGGGGCUUCCCCGGGUACUAGCUCCUCCCCCUGAGGAUGCCCGAAAAGCCAAGACCCCCACCCCAGAGCCUUUUGAUGUGGAGACCAGGAAGGUUGUGCAAAUGCAGUGCAACAUGGAGAUGAAUGAGGACAGAGCUCAGUGGCACCUCACUCUGCUCCUGGUCCUGGAAGACAAGUUACACCGACAGCUGAGCUAUGAUCUCCUGCCAACUGACAGUUCCAAGGAUCUGGCCACAGAACUGGUUCAUUAUGGCUUCAUUCAUGAGGAUGAUUGUGAAAAACUGGCAGCCUUUCUGGAGAGUACCUUCCACAAAUAUCGUUCAGCCCCACCCUGACCUGGGCCCUGUGGUCAACCUGCUGGGCCCUUCUUCCUGUAGCCUGGGAAGCAUUCCCCAAAUGUUACCCAGGAGUGAGAGGGCACAGGAAGUUCACAUCCUGCCCUAGCCCAGAGCCACAAUUUGCUGCUCCCCGACUCUGAAAGGGACUUGGGAAUGGGGAUGGGGGAUAUAGGGCUAUGCUGCUGGAAUUGGCUAAGAGAGUGAUGAGGUAAGGCAGAGGUGUGUGAGAGUGUCCCUAGAGGAGAUGGGGAGGGGGUGUACCUGAUGCUUCCUCCUUGGUGAAGGACUUGGCAGAGGUUAUUCUUCCUCUGUCCCCCACCCCCCCCCAAAGAAUUUCAGCCAGUGAAUUUCCUGUUCCCUUCCCCCAACCCCCAAGGCACACAUCUAUUUGGGACCAACACCUCCCCCUCCCUCAAGAACCUGUUCCCUCUCCAGGCUUCUGCGAGGCAGACUUGGGAUGCCUUUGGCCCCGUCAUUUUAUCCACCUCUGUGGGCUCAGGGCCUAUCCUGGGGGAUUAGGGGGCUUGUCCUUCUUCCUAAAAAACCAAUGGUGUCCUUUUCCUCCCCCUUUUCUCUCAUUUACAAGGGGGUGUCCCAUGUAUUGUUCAUGGGACGAUGAAUAAACAAUGUACCUGCACGGAU
Vombatus ursinus (common wombat) is the source of this 2151-nucleotide messenger RNA. RefSeq names its product nuclear receptor binding protein 2 (gene NRBP2). Bases 16 to 1506 code for a protein of 496 amino acids. Gene Ontology annotation, biological process: protein phosphorylation; endoplasmic reticulum to Golgi vesicle-mediated transport; intracellular signal transduction. Gene Ontology annotation, cellular component: endomembrane system; cytoplasm. Gene Ontology annotation, molecular function: protein serine/threonine kinase activity; ATP binding. Lineage: Eukaryota; Metazoa; Chordata; Mammalia; Diprotodontia; Vombatidae. The record is from RefSeq and is a predicted model, not a curated record. The transcript has 18 exons.